Eimeria mitis is the source of this 4296-nucleotide messenger RNA. RefSeq lists its product as uncharacterized. NCBI's taxonomy places the organism in Eukaryota, Apicomplexa, Conoidasida, Eucoccidiorida, Eimeriidae. The record is from RefSeq and is a predicted model, not a curated record.
AUGGAUGACGCCUACGCCCUGCAUGUGGAGCUGCAGCAGCAGCAGCAGCGGUGGCAGCAGCAGCUGGAGGCGCUGCGACUGGAGAAAGAAGAGCUGCUGCGCUGCAUGCAGCAGCGUGAAAGCACCUUUGCUGCAGAGCGCAUGCAACAGCAAAAGGAGCAGCAGCAACUGCAGCAGCAACUGGCCGACGCGCAGCAGCAGCAAGAGCAGCAGCGACAAGCCCACGCGGUGCUGCAGGACGCUAUACACCAGGCGGAAGCUGCGCAGCAGCAGCUGCAGCAGCAACUGCAGCAGCAACUGCAGCAGCUUGAGCGGGAGAAGGAGAAACAGCAGCAACAGCAAACGGAGCUGCAGCAAGAACAACAGCAGCAGCAGGUCGAGCUGCAGCAGAAGUUCACCGAGCUGGAGCAACGCGCUGCAGCGCAGCAGCAGCAAGCGGAGGAGAAGCAGACAGAGCUGCAGCAACAACUGGUAUUGAAGCAGCAGCAGGUUGAGCAGCAGGAGCAGCAUAUGGAAGAGCUGAAGGAACAGGUGCAGCAGCAGCAGCAGCAGCUAGAGCAGCAACACCAGCUGAUUGAGGCGCAGCAAACCUUAAUAGAAGACCAGAGGGAGCAGAUAGCAGCGCAGCAGCAGCAGCUCGAUGAGCUGCAGCACCUAGUAGAGACACAAGAAAGCUGCGCUGCCCAGGUGAAUGAACUGAAGCAGCAGCUAGAACAGGAGCAGCAGCAGCAGCAAAUACUGCAGCAGCAGCUUCAGCAGCAGCAACAGCAGCAGCAACAGCACCAGCAGCAGCAGCAGCAUCAACAGUCGCAUGCAAGCCGUAUGGAAGCUGAACUACGGGAUCGUCUGCUGCAGCAAAAGGAACGCCUCCUCGAUCAGCAGCAGCAGGAGCAGCAAGAGCAGCUGCGGACCCUUCACGCCAAAGAGCGCGAGCUUCAGUUGAGGGAGAAACAGCUGAACAAGCAGCAGCAGCAGCGGCGACAGCAGCAGCAGCAGCAGCAGCGGGAGCCCAGCGACGAUAAAGAUAUAGCGGAGUUAGUAGAUGACGAAGACCUGCAGCAGAAAGAUGCAGCGAUGCGGGAAGUGCAGCAGCAGCAGCAUUUGCUACAGGAGCAGCAGCUGCAGCAGCAGCAGCUCCAACAGCAGCAGAGGGAACAGCAGCUACGGCAGCAACAGCUGCAGCUGCAGCAGGAGAAGCUUGACAAACAGCGGGAACAGCUGCUGAAGCAGCAGCAAGAGCAGCAGCAAAGGGAACAACAGCUGCAGGAGACGCAGCAGGAGCUGCAGCAGCAGCAGCAGCAGCACGAGGAAGAGAUACAGAAGCUAGAGCAGAGAUUGCAGUCUCUGCUGAGGGAGCAGGAGCAGCAACAGGGGCUUGAGCAGGAGCGGGAGCAGCUGCAGCAGGAGCGGCGGAUGCUGCAGCAGCAGCGCGAGAAGCUGCAGCAGCUCGAUGCAGAACUGACAGAGCAGCAGGAGCAUCUGUCGAGAGAGCGCAUGCAGCUGCAAGCCGUUGCGGAGCAGCAGCAGGAACACUUCAAGAUGCUGCAGCAGCAGCUGCAGCAGCAGCAAGAGCAGCAAGUACUCCUGCAAGAGCAGCAAGAGCUGCAGCAGCAGCAGCAGCAAGUACUCGUACAAAGGGAACGGAAAGUACUGCUCCAUAGAGAGCUGAGGAUGGUCGCGAGGAUGCAGCAGAAGCAGCGCAGGAGCGGGAGACGCAGCAGCCGUAGGAGCUGCAGCAGCAGCAGCAACCGCAGCAGCUUCAGCAGCAACAGCAGCAGUUGCAGCGAAGGGGCAGAACCCGAUGAGCGGAAACUUGAAAGCUACAAGAAGCAGCAGCAGCAACUGGUGCAGCAAAUGCAGCAGCAGCAGCAGCUGCUGGAGCAGCAGGAGGAGGUGCUGCAGCGACAGCAGCAGCAGCUUCUCGAGCUUCGCAACGAGAAGGCGCUGCUGCAGGAACAGCUGCAGGGCCAGUCAGAGACUCAUACAGGCCUCGAGGAUGACCAGCACCAGGUUCGAUCAGCCGAGUCCAGCAGCAGCAGCAGCAGCAGCAGCAGCAGCAGCAGCAGCAGCAGCAGCAAGCAGGAGUUGCUGCAGCAAGUGCUGCUGCUGCAGCGUGAGGUUGAGAGUCUGGACAAGAUUCAGCGGGAAUACGCAGCAGAAAAUCGGCUCAAGGAGCAGCAAGAACAGCAGCAGACGCAGCAGCAGCGAGAUCAGCAGCAGCAGCAACGCCUCGAAUUCCUCCUCUCGUCAAAGCAAGAUGAGCUGCAGCAGCUGCAGCAGAUACACAGGCAGCAGCGGCUCAGGCUAGAGGCUGCGGAGCAUGACAACUCGCUGUUGCAUGAAGAGCUGGAGAUGCGGUCUCGGCUGGCUUCUGCGGCCCUUGCUGAAGCGGAGCAACAGCUGCGGCAGCAGCAGCAGCAGCAGCAGGAAAGCCCUUCGCAGCCUAGUGCACAGCGGGAAUCUCGGGAAUCUCAGCAGCAGCAGCAGCAGCAGCAGCAGCAGCACCUGCUGCAGCAGCAGAGUGCAGCAGUGGCGAAAGAGCUCGAGGACCUUCACGAGCUCGUGAUUUGCGCGGAGGCGAAGGCAGCUGAGGAGCGCAUGCAGCUGGAGGAGGAGUUGCGGCGCCAGCGGCAGCACUUUGAAGAAGUCAUCUCGGCUAAGGACGCAGAGCUCCAGAAGCUGAUGCAGUCUGUGGGGCGAGUUGCUGGGGAUACUGAGGGCGGCGAAGGAGACAUGAGCACCAGCAGCAGCAGGUCUUCGGCGCUGCAGCAGCACGAUGGUCUUCCGCGGCUGCGGGAUGCAAACCCAGCAGCAGCAGCAGCAUCAGCAGCAGCGAGAGAGACAUCAGCAGCAGAGGGGGAGGCUUCUGAGGUGAACGACGACAGGGAGGAGUUGCUGCAGAGGUUGAAGCAGCUGUCGUGUGCUGCAGCAACAAAGGAGCGGCUGCUCCAGGGGCGCAUAAAGUCGCUGGAGCAGCAAGUGGCAGCACAGCGCGCGUACUACCAGGCACGGCUGAGGCCUCUUAGCGGCGGCUCUUCUUCCGCCAAGGCUGCUAGCAGCACCAACAAGAGCAGCCGCGACAGCAGCAACGCAGCGAGGAGCAGCAGCAGAAGCAGGAGCAACAGCAGCAGCAGCAGCAGCAGCAGCAAAAUGCUGCUGCCGGCAGGAGGUCCGCUCUUCCCUCUGCUGCACCGCGAGAACUCCGCCUUGGGCACUCUCUUUACCUUCUGGCAGCUGUGCGAGCUGACGUUUUCAGACUACCUGCAGCAGCAGCAGCAGCAGCAGCAGGAGCAGCAACAAGAGCAGCAGCAGGAGCAGCAGCAGGAGCAACAACUCCGGACUCUUGUCUCGCUCGUCUUUCCUUCUGCUUUCCAUGGGAGCCAGCGAGUCGGCUAUAAGGACUUCGAAGCAGCACUGCAGCGCGUGGGCUGCGCGGCGCGGCGUUGCGACUCUAUCAGCGCCUGGCUGCUGCUGUCUGGCGCACAGCAGCAGCAGCAGCAGCAGCAGCAGGUGCUGCUGCAGCUGCAACAGAGGGACGAGCUGCUGGAGCAACGCAGAGAAGUUGCAGCAACUAACGCAUACAUCGAUGGAUCUACCCUUCUACGCCGGGCAAAGCAAACCGACCCAACUUUCCUCUUCUUUCACUACGCGUCAUUGUUGAAGCGGCUGCAGCAUCAGCAAGAGAAGAAAAAACGAUUAAAGGAGACAGCGCAGCAGCUGCAGCAGCAACUGCUGCAGGCACAGCAGCAGUUGCAGCAGUUCCAACAGCAAGCUGCUGCUCAGCAGCAGCCUAGCCUUGUGAUGCAGCAGCCACAGGCGCUGCAACAGCAGGUUCAGCUGCAGCAGCAGCAGGCGCUGCAACACCAGGCAGUAGCAGCAGCAGCAGCAGCAGCUGCUGCUGCUGCUGCACCGCCAAACGUUCAAAAGCCAUGGCUUGAGGAAGCCAUUGUGCCUACGAAUGCAGUGCGGCAGCUGGAGCAGCAGCAGAUCCUUGCAGCUCCCGCUUGGUCGCCCCGUCCUGAUGUGUACAUACAGCUGCUGCAGCAGGCCAAUGCUGCGCUGCAGCAGCAGCAGCAGCUUCUACAGGAGAACUGCGCACUUAAGCAGCAGCUCGCCUCGUGCAGCAGCAGCCAGGCAGCAGUGCCGAGCGGCCGGCAGCAGAAUGUGCAAGAAGCGCAACAACGCGUGCUGGCGCUGCAGCAGCUCUUAGCGGAUCUGCUGCGGCGUCUAAAGGAGAAGCAGAAGGUCCAGCAACUACAAGCAGGCACUGCAGCGCAGCCGCUGCAGGACCCUUGA